Messenger RNA from Morus notabilis, 1259 nucleotides. RefSeq lists its product as uncharacterized. Gene Ontology annotation, biological process: protein insertion into mitochondrial inner membrane. Gene Ontology annotation, cellular component: TIM22 mitochondrial import inner membrane insertion complex. NCBI's taxonomy places the organism in Eukaryota, Viridiplantae, Streptophyta, Magnoliopsida, Rosales, Moraceae. The transcript has 4 exons. The coding region runs from base 429 to 1028 and encodes 199 amino acids. The record is from RefSeq and is a predicted model, not a curated record. Gene Ontology annotation, molecular function: transmembrane protein transporter activity.
UGAGAUAGCCGUCUUUAUUUUGAUGUCGUUUUUACUGAGCUGAUAUCAUUCCUCGAGUUGGGUUUCUUUUGAUGCCGUUCAUCAUGUUUUGGUCGUUUAUACAAAAAUUAUGGUUUCCUUUGGGCUUUGACUGGCCGCCCAUAUCACUGUCGCAUCCCCUCAUGAUGUCGUUUUAAAGGCCAUCUUCAUUUUCAUUUUGAUCUUAACUUCGUUGUCGUUUCAGUAACCGAUGUCUGUCAAUCCAUUCCAAGCGGCAGAUUAGAUUUCGGAGCCGAACAACAUAACCCGCCACAACCCUACACCGCCACAAUUCCACCGCAUUAGGUCGCUUGUUUACCUUAAUCUCCUUCAAUGGAGUCGGAAUAGCCCAAAAUAAACCGACCAAAGUAUUGAAAAUUUUCCAAUAAUCACAUUAAAAAAAAAAUAAAAUGGCUUCGGGUACUCCGAAAACCCUAGAAGGAGAGGGUCCAUCACAAUCACCAUCAUCACCACCGUCCCCUUCUUCAACAUCUUCUGAUGGUUGGAAGGAGCGCGUCUUCAUCCCCACUCUUCUCGCAGGGAUUGUCGGAGGAGGAGUUGGGUUGGUGUCGAAGCACCGAAAAGUUCACGGUCUUGCCGACAUUGCUGCGACUUACGCCACUAAUUUCGCCAUCGUAACUGGUUGCUACUGCGGGACGCGUGAGUUUGUUAGAGUGACCCGAAAAUCAGACCCAGAUGAUCUUUUCAACUCUCCAAUUGCUGGCGUUUUUAGUGGUGCAAUUCUUGGGCGUCUUCAGGGUGGUCCGGCUGGUGCUGCAAAAUACUCGGUCAUCUUUGCCGUUGCGGGGACAACGUUGGAUUUUGUUAUCAACAAACUAAAAGCGAGCUUUAGGGAUAUAUCAGAGGAGGAGAAGAAAAAUUGGUUCAAAUUGCCUGAUUGGUCUCCUAUCCAAGUGCUUGACGAGGAAGCGCAAGCUAAAAAAGAGGCUCGGGAAAAGCAGCUCUAUGCAGAGAGGGUACUUGGCAAACUAAACAAAGAAAAGUCUUGAGACUGCUUUCUUUUCUUGUCUUUCGUUUGUAUGUCGAUAAUUGCUCCUGGGGGCUAAUUUUGAUGUUCUCCCCUACUCCCUCACGCUCUUGUGGCGUUUCUGUAUAAUGAUCUCCAUUCUGAAGUUGAGUUUGCGAAUACAACUACAUAUUCUAAUAAGUUAUAAAAAUGAGAUUGGCGCAGUUGUAUCCCACAUACAUUUUGAAACAUCUCAUUUGUUGGUCAAAUGUUC